GGCCACGUCUGGGGUCAGAGAAUGUUGGCCAAUUCAGGAAGCUGUUUCUGUGUUGACUAAGACUACAUCUUACCGAACACGAAAGAAACAGGACUCUGUCUCGGUAAUAAAGCGUAGAAACAACAUGUUUGGUGUACCUCUUUGUUCCAUCGGGCUGCUACUUAUUGCCCUCUUUCACACAGCUGUAACCAAACGCCACCUCGUGAUGGGGGGAGUGGGUCACACAGUUAUCCUGCCAUGUCUCUCGUCUUUGGAGGGAUCCUGCUCAGACAUACGAUGGUUUCAUGACACGAAAAGUGGUGCAACCCUUAUCGCUAGUAUCUCCAGAAGAGAAGACGCAAACACUGGUAGAUUUAACAUUGUGUCUAAUUGUUCCUUACACAUCAACAACAUCACCGAAGUGGAUGUCGGAAGAUAUCAGUGCAGUAAAGAUCGGGUUGACUUGCAAUAUCUGUCUCUUAUCACUGUUUCCUCCCAGCUGAGGUCUCGAAUGUUCCCCGGAGCCAACGUUACCUUAAGCUGUAGGCUGGUCACGUUCGAGGGGCCUGGUUGGUGUUACAGCCCUCUGUAUCAAGGUAUGUCUCUCAAGUGGCAGGAUGAUAAUCGACCGGACUACAUCCUCGCCGAACAGAGGAUCAACAGAUGUACUGUCCAGCUGAAUGUCAUCAUUCAGCCGGACAGCCGCUUCAGCUGCCUGGCUUUGGUCAACCGCCAGGUCCAGAACAGGGUGGAGUUCCCCGUCCGUAUCAGAGUUGAGGGAAGAGGCCUUCCCAUGCCUAACUUAGAAAACGACGAUCAAGGUCAUGAUGGGGGAUCCAAUGUAGCUGACGGGGACGGUGGCAACAGCGAGGUGAUCGGCCGAGUCAUCGCCGUGGCAGUAGUGAGCUGUGCUAUGACGGUGGUGCUGGCUCUGAUCCUAGCGAAGAAGAAGAAGAAGAGGAAGCCAAAUGACCAGCUUGUAGCACAUCCAGAGACUCCCCUGGACGUUAAUACUGUAAUAAAUACUGAUGCGGCCGCCACUGCAGAGGAUGUCACCCAUGCAGACAUAACGGUUGCAGGCAAUGCGGACAGGAAGUGGGAGACGGAGAGUGAAGCCACUGUUUACACAAACAUAGAACCGACCGCUCACAACAAUGUUUGAUUGGCAUUACCUGGUAACCCAAAACGGCCAAAAGCAGAUUACUCAUACAACACCAUCGACUACCCAGAGGGCCAAUUGAGUCCAUGUUUACAUUAUAUCCUACGUUUUUAAAACUGCAUGUAUGACGUGCUAUGGUCCAUGAUCAGUCUUUACCACUAUGAUGUAACCCACUACAUCACUUUUAAUCUAAAAUAAUUUGUUUUAGGAUUUGGUUUUCCUUCAAAUAACAGAUAGCUCACAGGAUUCAUGUACUUUAUUUUGUACUCUGGGUGUAGCAUUUUUGAGUAGCAUCCAGCUGCAGCCUGUGGUGUGGCAAAGGGCUUUUGUUUUUCAACGUCCCUUUUUCUGUUAAAUUUCAAUGUUUAUGUUUAUAUAAAAAUAUACAUUGUAUAAUUGUUUUGCUUGUUAUUUGCGUGUGUUGCCUACGAAAUAUGAACACAAAAGAUUACCGUGUGGGACAUUACAAUUGAAAGAAGGAGUUUUAAUGGGAAAACACAAUUAUUUGUUGAGUUUUGGGAGAAUAACCAAAGGUUGAAAAAAUAUAACAAAUAUGCAAAUAUUGCAAAAUAGGAAAUAACUUUACUUAUUAAAUGGAUCUACUCAAUCUAUAAAUAAAAAUGCAUUCCACACCGUCA
This is a messenger RNA of Gadus morhua (Atlantic cod), 1776 nucleotides long. RefSeq lists its product as uncharacterized. The record is from RefSeq and is a predicted model, not a curated record. Gene Ontology annotation, molecular function: MHC class II protein binding; protein tyrosine kinase binding. The transcript has 7 exons. The coding region runs from base 125 to 1141 and encodes 338 amino acids. Gene Ontology annotation, biological process: interleukin-15-mediated signaling pathway; T cell activation; positive regulation of ERK1 and ERK2 cascade. Gene Ontology annotation, cellular component: external side of plasma membrane; membrane raft. NCBI's taxonomy places the organism in Eukaryota, Metazoa, Chordata, Actinopteri, Gadiformes, Gadidae.